GAGCUCGGUGCGGGCACGGCGGGCUGCCCGCGGCCGCUCCCCGCACCGCUCGGGGCCGCUGCGGGUCCCGGCGGGGCCCGGCAUGGCGGGGCGCUGAUCGGGGGGGCAGCGCCCAUGGCUCGGGGGCGCCGGGCCCCGCCGCUGCUCCCGCGGCUGCACGGUUUGCGGUACAUGUGCCCGGGGCGGGCGGUGGGGCCGCGGCGGGCUCUGUGGGUUCUGGCUUUUUGUACCGCCCUGGGUUUGCUGCUCUCCUGGUCCUCCAACCGCCUGCUGCACUGGCUCUCCUUCCCCUCGCACACCCAGGUGCGCACCGAGUGGAGCCGGCAGCUGCUUUUCCCCGCCGUCACCCUCUGCAACAACAACCCGCUCCGCUUCCCCCGCCUCUCCAAGGGGGAUCUGUACUACGCGGGGCACUGGCUGGGGCUGCUGCUGCCCAACCGCACCGCCCGCCCGCUGCUCACCGAGCUGCUGCGGGGAGACGAGGCCAGGCUCCGCUGGUUCGCCAAACUGGCCGAUUUUCGCCUCUUUUUACCCCCCCGCCACUACGAAGGCAUCAGCGCCGACUUCAUGGACCGCCUGGGCCACCAGCUGGAGGACAUGCUGCUCUCCUGCAAGUACCGCGGCGAGCUCUGCGGGCCCCACAACUUCUCCGCGGUGUUUACAAAAUAUGGGAAAUGCUACAUGUUUAACUCAGGAGAAGAAGGAAGGCCUCUUCUUACCACGGUUAAGGGUGGGACAGGCAAUGGACUGGAAAUCAUGCUGGACAUACAGCAGGAUGAAUAUUUGCCAAUAUGGGGAGAAACAGAGGAGACAACAUUUGAGGCUGGAGUCAAGGUCCAGAUCCACAGCCAGUCCGAGCCACCCUUCGUCCAGGAGUUGGGCUUCGGGGUGGCCCCUGGAUUCCAGACCUUUGUGGCCACCCAGGAGCAAAGGCUGACCUACCUGCCCCCCCCCUGGGGCGAAUGCCGCUCGCCGGACAUGGGCUUAGACUUCUUUCCCGUUUACAGCGUCACGGCCUGCAGGAUCGACUGCGAGACCCGCUACAUCGUGGAGAACUGCAACUGCAAAAUGGUCCACAUGCCGGGGGAUGCUCCCUUCUGCACCCCGGAGCAGUACAAGGAGUGUGCAGAGCCUGCACUUGGUUUGCUUGCUGAAAAGGACAGCAAUUACUGUAUCUGCAGGACACCUUGUAACCUGACCAGGUACAACAAAGAGCUCUCCAUGGUCAAGAUCCCCAGCAAGACCUCAGCCAAAUACCUGGAGAAGAAGUUCAACAAGUCAGAAAAAUAUAUCUCAGAGAAUAUUCUUGUGCUGGACAUAUUUUUUGAAGCACUCAACUACGAGACAAUUGAGCAGAAGAAAGCCUAUGAAGUGGCAGCCUUACUUGGUGACAUUGGAGGCCAGAUGGGGCUCUUCAUCGGUGCUAGCAUCCUCACUAUCCUUGAGCUCUUUGAUUAUAUCUAUGAGCUGAUCAAGGAGAAAUUACUCGACCUGCUCGGCAAGGAGGAGGAGGAAGGGAGCCAUGAUGAAAACGUGAGCACUUGUGACCCCCUGCCCAACCAUUCGGAAACCAUCAGCCACACUGUGACCGUGCCACUGCAGGCCACCCUGGGGACGCUGGAGGAGAUCGCCUGCUGACACCAUCCCACCAGUCCCCAGGGCCAGCACCCCAGGAAGGAAAACUGCACAGGAAAGCAGGGACCCAGCUCAGUCUCUGAUUUUCACUACCAGAAGGAACUCCCAGGCCCAGCCACCCCCUGAAACCACCAUUACUAACGUCGUAGGCUGAGUUAGAAUAAAGAGAACAAAAAGUCGCAGCUCUCGGAUUCUUCCUCCCUUCUUGUCCUUCGUGUCAGUCUGUGAUGAGUCUUAAGCUGAGCCGGGUCCCCCAAGGCCACCAGCACCCCGAGGUGAGCAUCCCUGGAGAGGGGCUGGACUGGGGGGCUCUUGGUGGAUCAUCUCCCACCCCCCCACCCCCCCAUCUGCUGUGUCCUGCUGCUCCAGCC
This is a messenger RNA of Apus apus (common swift), 2006 nucleotides long. Its product is annotated as acid-sensing ion channel 2-like. The transcript has 11 exons. Gene Ontology annotation, biological process: sodium ion transmembrane transport. The record is from RefSeq and is a predicted model, not a curated record. Gene Ontology annotation, molecular function: ligand-gated sodium channel activity. NCBI's taxonomy places the organism in Eukaryota, Metazoa, Chordata, Aves, Apodiformes, Apodidae. Gene Ontology annotation, cellular component: membrane. Bases 115 to 1638 code for a protein of 507 amino acids.